Messenger RNA from Lodderomyces theae, 5040 nucleotides. RefSeq names its product Rev3p (gene REV3). Gene Ontology annotation, biological process: double-strand break repair via homologous recombination; error-prone translesion synthesis. Gene Ontology annotation, cellular component: nucleus; zeta DNA polymerase complex. The coding region runs from base 1 to 5040 and encodes 1679 amino acids. The transcript has a single exon. Gene Ontology annotation, molecular function: DNA binding; DNA-directed DNA polymerase activity; nucleotide binding. The record is from RefSeq and is a predicted model, not a curated record. Lineage: Eukaryota; Fungi; Ascomycota; Pichiomycetes; Serinales; Debaryomycetaceae.
AUGAAUCAUGGUGAUCAUAAUAGCUCGAAUAUUGACUCUACAUUUAAUGUGAGCUCAGUCAACUGGUCUACGCAUUCAAAUUCAACAUCGCAUUUGAGAAUACAAAUCAAUGACUAUGACACGUACCAAGCAUACCCCACGAAGUUGGAUCAAUUAUACACACAGGUGUCGCAAGUUCCAAUCAUACGCAUUUAUGGGUCUAUAUCUUUUGAAGACAACGUUCUCUCGCAAACUCUGUCUCCGAUGAAAAAGAAGCAGCGACUUGUAGACAUGCAUCAGCAAACGAGUCCUCAAUCGUCUGUACACAACGCUUUAAUUCACGUUCACAACUUUUACCCUUAUUUUUAUGUGGACUGCCAUGAGCAAGAUUACAAAAAGCUACAAAGCAGUGAGUAUUUGGACAAAUUGAUCAAUUACUUGGAAGUGGUGGUCAAGGAGUCUUUUAAACGUAGACGGGGAAGAAAAGGCACUGAAGAGCAGGAAUUGGAGAAUCCCACGGAAAUGGAAGAAAGUGAAGGAGAAGAACUACGUGGAAAUGGUGAGGAUAAUCACCAACACCCAAAGUUGCGCAAAUACAUUGCUAAUGUUUCUGUAUGCAAAGCUGUCCCCAUAUAUGGAUUUCAGCUUGGCUAUAAAUUGUUUUACAAAAUAUCCCUUCUUUCGCCUUUGUACAAGAACCGGUUGGCAAGGAUGUUUCAGGAAAACAAAAUCAAUUUGGACAACUUUGAUCAAAUAGGUGAGGUGAAGAAGAGUAAAGAGCCAGCUUAUGUUUAUGAGGCACAUCUUCCGUUCUUGUUGCAAUUCUUAACUGAUUUUAACUUGUAUGGAUGUGGCUGGUUGGUUGUUGAUCGUGACAAGGUCAACAGCUGCAACACAAAGGGUUUGUAUUUUCGCACCCCCGUAUUAAAUGAACAACGACCCCAAGUUUACACCCACUCCCAGAUGCAAGCAUUGUCGAGUUAUUUACAAAAGUAUAUUUUGUCUGAUAAUGUACUUGUCGACGGUGGUACUUUGCAAACAUUUAAACGAAUUGGUAAGUCGAUGUUGGAGCUAGAUAUUACAACUGCUAGUAUCGUCAAUCGCACUUGGCUAUCCGCAAGAGAGUUGCACAAUAGCUUUGUUGAGCGGAAGCAGUUUGAUGAAUACAAGUCUGACUUGGAAUUAGGUGGGCAACCUAAGCAUGGGUACAAGUAUGAACUUGAUGGAACUCCCAAAAUCUAUCUUUCUUCAUUGAAAUACAUUUACAAUGACUUGAAAUAUCAAUGCCACUUGAGGAAGUCCACUUUUGAUGUUUCUGUGGACGUGUUGGAGUCCGCUGAGCGCUGCUAUUUUGGUACCGGGUCUACCCUGUGGUCCAAUCAACAACAAUUGGAUGAACUUUUGCAAUACAUGAAGCAGUUGAAUGGUGUUUCGAGUCAAGGAUUUGAUGGAUAUGCUGCCAAGUAUAUUGACAAGGGGUCUGUACUCAGUGUGUCCGAACGUGAGAUCUUUAGGAACUUCCCCACGUCAUUUGGUCUAGUUGAUGUUGAAAAGAGCUUGCAGUUUCACAAUCAGCGAAUGCAAUUUGGUAGAGACAUACUCAUAUGGGGACAAAUCAAAGACUUGUUGAAAAGAGCAAGUGUGUCAUCUACGGGGAUUAAACAGGUCAAGUCAUCUUCCAAUGAAGAUACUGGUGAUAAGGGCCCAGAUAAAGAAGUACAAAACGAUAUGGAAGUGCUUGACACAGAUGAGGAGUAUUCAGACUCCGAUAGUAAUCCCCCAAAUGUUGACAAGAUUAAUGGAAAGGAAGAUACGCCUGGUAUAUUUGCAAAUGAAACGGACACGCCCUCCACAACGAAACCAGUAAAGAGUAACGGCAAUGGAGCUCAUCAAAAGUCACCUGACUCAAUGGACGUUGACGAAGUUGAAGCUUAUGAUUCAGCUGAGGAGUUUGAUGUAUCAAUCAUGAGAUCAAUGACACAAAAUCGGUCAAAAGCUGAUCCAAACUUGGCGUCAAAGCUACCCAGUCUUGAUGUAUUAUCGUCGAUUGAGGACUUUUCAUUUACGCCUACCCCGAGUCAACCGUCUGGGACUCCGCCAUUGACGAACAUGCAAGUAGGAGCAUGUGAAUUUGAAAUUGUCAUACCAGAUCAAUUAAAGAAAGACAGUUACAAAAAAGCCCUCCAAGACUCGGGUGUGGUUGAGAUAUAUUACCCUGAUCCGUUUUACAGCAAGGCUGAUGAUCUACCUGCAAAGCCUUUUGUGUUUGCCAAUCAAAAAAUGAAUGUUGCUGUGAGAAAUGCCCUGACAGUGCCCACAUUGGAUGCAGUGAAUGUGGCCAAUUCAAUGGGUAAGAAAGAUCUUGUAGGAAAUAAAGUUCGCACAUGGGGGUAUACUAUCGAGCCUCCCAGCAAAGAAUCUGUUACUGAAUGGCUCAGGGUUGAAGAAAAAAAACAGAUGAAGAAACGGGUUAAAUACAAGUCUCAAAUCGAACCAGGUGUGACUCAAUCGCAUGAUUUCAAAUUUAGUUAUAAUUCAGAGAAAGUUUCACGCAAGCCAGACGAAUUCAAUUACUUGACAAGCUUCCAUUUGGAGAUACAUGCUAGUCCGCCAAACUCAAAAUUGGCAGUUGACCCGUUGCGGGAUCCUGUAUUGUUUAUAUUUUAUUCAUUUGAUGACGCUAAUGAAAUGUUUGUUACUUCUGAAUUCAAAACUGGGGUCCUCGUGUUCAACAACAGCAAAUACGAUGUUGAAUUCUUCUCUAGGUUGAGCAAAUCCCUGCGGCUAUAUAUUGAGUUAUUCGAUGACGAAAAACGAAUGGUGGAAAAGCUAGUUGAAUUUGUCGAAAUUUUUGAUCCGGAUAUAUUGUCAGGCUAUGAAGUCAAUUCGAUGUCAUGGGGCUACAUUACUGAACGAUUCCGCGAGGUUUUCCGCGUCAACGUCAUGAGCGACUUGAGUAGAGGAACGCAUCGAAGUAACGGUAAGCUUGGUGACCGAUGGGGGUACACUCACACCGCCAAUAUUGAAAUUAACGGGCGACACAUUUUAAACGUAUGGAGAAUUUUGAAAUCAGAGUUGGCUUUGACCAGCUACACAUUGGAGAAUGUGUGUUAUCAUUUGCUACAUCGAUCACUACCAAGGUACCUGCUUCACCAACUUUCACAAUGGCUAAAGAGUGAUAACUUCAAGGAUAUGCAGGUGGUACUCUCGUACUACAUGAAAAGGAUAGAAUUGACAUUAAAGAUUAUUUCGGUUCAAGAGUUGAUAACGAGAAACGUUGAGCAUUCGAGGUUGAUUGGAAUUGAAUUCAACUCCAAUUUCUAUCGUGGUUCCCAAUACAAGGUAGAGUCAAUAUUGUCAAGAAUAUCCAAGACAGAGAAUGUUUUGCUAAACUCGCCCUCCAAAAUCCAAGUGCAUGAAAUGAGACCAAUUGAAUGUAUCCCGUUGAUAUUGGAACCCAAGGCCAGCUUUUAUAAGUCACCAUUGGUGGUGCUAGAUUUUCAAUCUUUGUAUCCAUCGAUAAUGAUUGCUUACAAUUACUGCUAUUCAACAUUAAUUGGCAAGCUACACAAUUUCAAGCCAAAGAAGAACAACAUUGGUUAUUUAAAAAAUCUCAACCUUCCUCCGGGCAUAGUUGACUUGUUUACCAAAGACGAUGCUGUCAAUAUCUCUCCAAACGGAUUUGCAUUUGUUAAAAGUCAUAUACGGAAGUCGAUAUUGGCGAAAAUGUUGGAGGAAAUUUUGAAUAUUCGUAUCAAGACAAAGUCUGUUAUGAAAUUGUUCAAAGAUGAUGCAGAACUAACCAAGCUUUAUAAUGCACGACAGAUUGCAUUGAAAUUGAUUGCCAAUGUGACUUAUGGGUAUACUUCGGCGACAUUUAGCGGCAGAAUGCCAAACUCGGAUAUUGCCGAUGCGAUAGUGUCCACGGGAAGAGAGAUUUUAGACAAAUCAAUCGAAAUGAUUGAGGCUGGUGGAUAUGGAGCAAAGGUUGUUUACGGUGAUACUGACUCUUUGUUUGUAUAUUUCCCAGCAAAGUCAAAAGCAGAGGCAUUCAAACUGGGCCGAGAGAUUGCGACAAUGAUCACCAAACAUUUCCCAGAUCCCAUCCAAUUAAAGUUUGAGAAAGUGUACCAUCCAUGUGUUUUACUUGCAAAAAAGAGGUAUGUGGGGUAUUCCUUUGAAUAUGAGAAUCAAGUGGCUCCUAAGUUUGACGCCAAAGGUAUUGAAACUGUUCGUAGAGAUGGGAUGCCAGCUCAGCAAAAAAUAACUGAAAAAGCAUUGAGAAUAUUGUUUGAGACCAAGGAUUUGUCAAAAGUGAAACAGUAUACGUUAAAGCAGUUUUUGAAGAUAUUCAACAAUAAAAUUGCUAUCAAUGAUUUCUGUUUUGCAAAGGAGGUGAGGUAUGGUAACUACAAGGACGAAAGAUACCUACCACCUGGAGCACUCUUAGCAAGCAAGGCAGUUGAAGAUGAUCCGAGAAAAGAGCCACAAUACAAAGAGAGGGUGCCUUACGUUGUUGUACGUGACUCAACUAAAGUUAGAAUCAAAGAUCGAGUAAUGUUUCCUGAAGACUUUAUUAAGACAUUGAGUACGUCCGAGCCGUUGACGUUGGACUAUGAAUACUACAUAACGAGGGUAUUGAUCCCCCCAUUGGAGAGAAUUUUCAACUUGAUGGGGGCUGACGUGAGAGGGUGGUACAAGGAUUUACCCAAAUUCACCAGAUCCAACAUUAUUAGCGCGUUCAGUGAUUCUUGCUUGGUAUGUGACCGCAGAUUGGAUGGCAGGGAGUAUGUUUGUCUGAGAUGUUCACAAGAUGAGCAGCAAUUGGUGACGAAUGUGAUCAUGAGCUGUGCCGACAAGCAAAGAAAGAUUGUUGGGAUUGAAAAUACUUGUCGCAACUGUCUGCAAAAUGUGUUUGCUUCGGGUGUUUCUGCCUCUCAAUACACUCAUAAUUGUGUCAAUCGUGAUUGCUCUGUUUACUUCAACAAGGUCAAAGCUGAACAAGAGGCGACACAGUUGUUUCUUAGAAGAGAUAGGAUAAUGCAAACUUUAGAGUGGUGA